This is a messenger RNA of Naegleria fowleri, 1290 nucleotides long. RefSeq lists its product as uncharacterized. Bases 1 to 1290 code for a protein of 429 amino acids. The record is from RefSeq and is a predicted model, not a curated record. Gene Ontology annotation, molecular function: dol-P-Man:Man(5)GlcNAc(2)-PP-Dol alpha-1,3-mannosyltransferase activity. Gene Ontology annotation, cellular component: endoplasmic reticulum. The transcript has a single exon. NCBI's taxonomy places the organism in Eukaryota, Heterolobosea, Eutetramitea, Acrasida, Naegleriidae.
AUGAAAAACCAAGAUGCAUCUUCAACGACUUGCUCAGAGCGAUCAGCAACAACAUCAUUGCUCUUUGAUGGUGCGAGGCUCCGAUCAUUUCUUGUUCAUGCUUCUUUGAUGGCCAUUCUCUUUGAAUUGAUUUUUAAUUUUCUGAUAAUUAAAUACGUGAAAUAUACAGAAAUUGAUUGGAUUGCUUAUAUGCAAGAAGUAAAAGGAUUUUUGAACGGAGAUUGGGAUUACUCUCAUUUGCAUGGACAAACCGGUCCUCUAGUGUAUCCUGCUCUCUUUGUUUACAUUUAUUCUAUAUUGAAUAUUAUUACCUUGAAUGGAUCAAGAGAAAUUGGCCAAAUUAUUUUUGCGAUUAUUUAUGUUGCUCUGUUUGCUGUAGUACUAUUGAUUUAUGUUAGAUAUACAUCAUUUGAUAAGAAUAGCUUGACAUAUUAUUGGAUUAUUAUCAUGCUAAUGAUCAGCAAAAGAAUUCAUUCAAUAUUUGUGUUGCGAAUGUUUAAUGACUGUAUUGCAAUGCUUUUCUUAUAUUUAGCAGUGUUUGCUUUCUGCAAAGAUAAUUUCAACUUUGGUCUUUUAUUUUACAGCUGUGCAUUGGGCGUGAAAAUGAACAUCUUGCUCUUUUUCCCAGCUGUUGGAAUAUUAACAGUCCAGAGAUUUGGCUUUACAUUCAAAUCAAUUUCAAAAUUAGUCAUCCUUGUUAUUGGGCUUCAAAUUGUAUUUGCGUUGCCCUUCUUAUACGAAAAUGCCUAUGAAUAUUUCCAUUAUGCUUUCGAUUUUGGAAGAGAAUUUACUUACACAUGGACUGUUAACUUUAAAUUUCUUUCAGAAGAUGUUUUUAGAUCAAAACUUCUCUCGAGGUCUCUAUUGACUGGCCAUGCUUUGAUUUUGUUGAUAUUUAUCUUAUCAAAGUGGUGUGUUGGCGAGCGAUUUAAGAAUGUGUUUUUCUUAUUAUUUAAAUACAAGAAUGUAGAAAAUAAGCCGCUCGAUACCAAUCACAUCAUUUAUAUGAUGUUCACAUCCAAUUUUAUUGGAAUAAUUUUUGCUCGCUCCUUGCACUACCAAUUCUACGUUUGGUAUUUCCACUCUACCCCUUAUUUACUAAUGUACAUCCCAUAUUUCAAGUAUAAUUUAGCACGAUUAGUUCUACUCUUAUGUAUUGAGAUUGUUUGGAAUGUUUAUCCAAGCACUCCUCUCACCAGCAUAGGCUUGCAUGUUUGUCACGCCAUUAUUUUGCUUGGGUUGCUUUUCACUCCCUCACCUGCGUCACUCCCAAAAAGUCAAACAAAUUAA